GCAUUGUGUGUGUCGCCGAGUCUCUUGUGGGGAGUAGAGUCGGUGAACGCAGUGCACCACGAGGUGCCGCCAUUGAUUGAGUUCAUGGUGACGAACUGUGUGCAGAUUUUUGGAAAUGAAGUCCCAUUUGCAUUUACUGCUGGAAAGCGACUCGUGAGAGUGAGAAGUGACAGCGAUGGAACAAAGUAUCGGAUACAUUCCAAGCAGGACAACAUGCUGCCUCGUGAUUCGGUCUCGUCGACUGAAAUGGAGUAUGGAGAGUCGGGUGAUGAGGCAGCUUCUCCUCAGUCGACGAUCUCUAAGGAUUCUGCUCUCACUGCUAGUGACUCAAAUCUUUACACAGAACAGGAACAGAGCAGUUCAAACCGAAGAGAAUCGACGGGAAGUCGUGGCAAUAAUACUGCAGGAAAUCGGAGACACGGUUCUUCAUAUUCGUGGAAAUCCUCGUCUGGAUGUGGUGGCUCUGUGUCAGAACGAGAUGCAGUAGAGAAGAGAGGAGCAUUCUGUAGAAGUAAAAGUGAUGAUGUGAGAGUGUCGAGUGAAAGCCUGAAUGGAAACGGAGGUAGCCUGCCAUCUAGUCUGCAGGAGGAUACUCCAUUUUUAAGUGGAGAAAUUACAGCUAGUGGCUCGAUGCCGUCUCUGUGUGGUGAAGAUGAUAUGUUGGAUACGAAGAUGAUGGCACCUGCUGGCUUACCUAGAACGUAUUCUGAUAUUCCUACUUCUCCAACAAAGUUGAAGAGUCAUCCAAUGCUUCAAAGACGUCAAACACCUCCAAAAGCCCCACCUGCAACGAGAAGGCUUCCCGGUCAGCCACCUACUGCUCCUAAUCUGGUAGAGAGAAGAGAACGUCCUGGAGCUGCAGGACAAGGAUAUGUCGAUGUCAGUGGAGGAUGGUCUCGGCCUCUCAGGCAAAGUCGGGUAUCACCUCGGAGAAAACAUGGAAUGGGGAGCAAGUCGGCUCCGUCCAGUCCAGAGACGGACAGAGCUUUGGAGACCGGGCAAUCGAGUCGAAAUAUUUCUCUUCCUUCAUAUGAUUGGGCUGUUGAGCAGAAUGCCAGAGUUUCUCCUGGUUCAAUGUCUCAUUACGUUCAACAGUCAUGGCAGCUCGAGUCAGCCAACAAACCUUCAAGAAUUGCCUUGGAUCGUUCCUACAGUGUAGGGGUCACGACAUCGACUGCAUCCGAGUUGAGUACUUCACUUGGCAGCAUGAGUUACAAAGCAGCAAAAUCGCAUUUCUAUGUUCCUCACACACAGGCAUCAGUUCCCGAGUAUACAACUGUUGUAACUGCUGAGGUGCUGUCUGGAGGUCAGAUGAAACCGAAUAUGACAACAGUUAUUCAUCCUAUCAUUCAUGGGAAAGAUUCCCCGUCUCAGUCAACUAAAAAGAAAACGAUGUUCUAUCACAGAGUAUCGACAUCGGGUGCUGCAACUCCACCAACUCGAACUGACUUACCUAAUUUUAAGAGCAAAUCUCGGUCUCUUGACACGUGGCAGAAGAAACAAGGUUACUUCUAUCAGCCUGAAAGUAACAGAGAUUUAGAAGUACCUUUUCACCGAUCGUCAACAUACAGCAGUGUGCGAAAUAAAUCAAGAAAGGAUGAGGCCUUUUCCUCAUUUGUCAAGGACACUGAUAUGUCAGAUUUCCAAGUGAAUCGUCCUCGUUCGCGACACAGAGGCUUGUCACAAAAGUUUUCUUUUAGUGAACGGUCUGUAACAGAGCCCAAUAUUCCAUUGACCUCGUAUCAACACGAAGUGAGAACAUCAUCAUCAAUGGAUUCUUGUGAAAACGAGAUGAGGAAAUUUGAUUGUGACUUUGGUCUGAGUGGGAGCUUUCCUGAAGUGAGAAGAAUAAAGUCGGUCGAUCAAUUACGACAACGUCUUGAAUCAUCUGGAGUAGAUUCUUCUCCAUUACCUGAUCGACGGGCUGUAGUUUCAGCAUUUGAGAGCCGAUCCGCCGAAAACUUUAAGAAACCUUAUUCAUCACGACCUUUCCAAUUGAAAACUGACAUUUCUGGUCGAUAUGUGGGCUUGACACAACCGUCUUCUCACAUUGGAGCUUUUAGACGAUAUUCUCCAUCUGGUCACAAUUCACCGGGUUUGUUGAGUGCUUCAUCAAAGCAUCACGGUCCUCCACGGUUACGUCGUCUUCCUUUGCAACGGAGCUUUGAUUCGGCAAUGGAUGAUAUUAGUGCUGAGGAAGACUCAACACCGGAUGAGGAAAACAGCGAACUGUUUUCUGGACUUGAAGAAUCGUUUGUGUGAUCGUGUGUUGAGGGAUUUUAUAUAUAAUUUCUACAAUGUGAUGGCCGGUAUUACAACAACACUACCGUGUUGCCUUAUUAUAACAGAUAUGACUGAUACAACAGUUUUUGGUAGAAACAGUUGCAUAGCAAUGAUAAUAGAGACACCAGGCAAACAGGUUUUACAUAAUGAUUUGUACAGGAAAUUGAGAUGUAGUUCUCCUAUUGUUAUAAUUGAAUUAUUAAUUGUCAUUUGA
This is a messenger RNA of Corticium candelabrum, 2497 nucleotides long. RefSeq lists its product as uncharacterized. Bases 85 to 2262 code for a protein of 725 amino acids. Lineage: Eukaryota; Metazoa; Porifera; Homoscleromorpha; Homosclerophorida; Plakinidae. The record is from RefSeq and is a predicted model, not a curated record. The transcript has a single exon.